AUGAGAAUCGAGCGCGGAUCGCCCCUCUCGAGGUCGGCAGUGCUGGUCGCAGCGUGGGCUGCGUGCCUCGUGGCCGCCCUCGCGCUCCACUCGCCUUUCUCUCAGGUGCCCUUGCUCCCGUUCCUCCCUUACCCUCCUGCCUCUCUUGCUGCUCCCGCGCGUGCCGUCAAUUGCCUUGCCUCCUCCCGGCGCUCUUUCUCGCAUCCACGUCGCCCCCCCACCACACACCCCUCUCCCCCUCCCUCCCACCACCCAUAUCCGCAGCAGCCACGGGAGGCCCUUCCGCCCCCAUGGGCGCCGGACGCGGCGGGGGGGAGCGCGGAUGGGGAAGCACACUGGCGGAGGAGAGCAGCGGGCGCGCAAGAAGGGGUGUGGGGGAGGGGCGACGGGGGAAGAAUUGGGGAAGAGGCGGCGAGUGGCGAGGGUGGAGCGGGGGGAGUGAGGGGCGGAGGGAUGAGGAGAGGAGAGGCAGAGGCGGGGGGCGAGCUCCCAGCAGGCAGACGGCUGCUGGCGGCGGCGGUAGUGGGCGAGGGAGGUGAGGCGGGUGAUGGGGCAUUGGGGCAGGCGGAGGGCAAGGGGGAACUGGGUCAGGCGGAGGGCAAGGGGGAACUGGGUCAGGCGGAGGGCAAGGGGGAACUGGGUCAGGCGGAGGGCAAGGGGGAUGAGGGGGGAAACGAGGUGGAGGGGCAGGGUGAGGCAGAGAGAGCGGUGGGGGAGGAGGGGGAUGGGCUGCGUGAUGAUGGCAAUGCAGGUGGUUCAGAGGGGUCAGCUUUGGAGGAAGAGGGCGGGGCAGAGGAGACGGAGGAGGGGGAGGGAGAGGAGGAGACGGAUGGGGGAGAGGGUACGGAGGGCAAUGAGGCAGGUGGUGCGUGGGAGGAGGGGGAGAGUGAUGCAGGGCCGGAGGGCAGCACAGCGGGGGGUGGGUGGAGGGAGGCGAGGGAGAGUGUGGAGGUAGCAGCAGCGUUGGGGGAAGCAGGUGAUGCAGGCAGCGAUGAAGACGUGCUGUUCGACAUCCCUCCUGCUGCUGCUGUCCCUGAUGAUGGUGCGGCGCAGCAGGCGCUGCCCCUUCCCUCCCUGCAGGUGGCAUCCAAGCCGGCCCACCUGUGGCGGGUGGCGGUGUGUCUGGUGGGCGGCGUGCGCGACUUUGAGCUCACGGGCCCGUCCAUAGUGCAGCGCCUGCUGCUGCCGCUGCUGCCGCACCGCCCCGUGCUCUUCCUGCACGCGCCCCUCGACCACGCCUCCUUCAAGCUCUGGCCGCUACUCUGGGCCGCGCGGCGCGGCAUAACUGUGGGGGCAGUGCGCGUGUUCCCCAGCACGUGGGUGAAUGAGAGCGCCCUGCCGCCCGGCCUCGUGGAGGACCCCUCCUCACCGCAUGGCACACAGGUGGGCGGGGAGCAGAGUGCACUAACCGGCAUGCUGCAGUACUUCCGUCUGGUGGAGGGGUGCAUCCCCCUCAUCCGCGCCUACGAGCGCCGCCACGCCAUCACCUUCGACUGGCUGCUGCGCACGCGAGUCGACACCUUCUGGCACCGCCCCCUGCCACCCCUCUCUGCCUUCACCCCGCACGCCUACACCAUCCGCUUCGGCUCCGAUUGCUUCGGCUUGAACGACCGCUUUGGCCUCGGCACGUGGCACACCGCCCUGCCCGCACUCUCCCGCCUCUCCAUGCUGCCCGCCAUCGCUGCGGGCGGCGCGUUUCGGCAGUUUUCCAUGCAGGGCGUGGGCGGGCUGGGGCAGGAGGCGAGCAACUCGCAUGCCAUCCCCGUGGAGGUACCAACAGGGCUGAACUCAGAGCAGGCGUUCAAGACGCAGCUGGCGCUGGCAGGGGUGGCAGUGGCGCGCGCGGACCUGGCGUUCUGUGUGGUGAGCCGGCGCGUGUACCGCCACCACUCCAUGCCCGUGCUCUCCCUCAACACGUCCACGCCCCUCAACGGCGCCAAGUGCCGCCCCUGCUACCCCAAGAUCAAAGGGGCUGAGGCCAAUCUCCGCAUCCGGCGGUGGUACCUGGAGGGCUCGCGCUUUGGACCGCACCGCUCGCCAUCAUUCGCCAACCGCACCGACUUUGCGCUGUGCGAUGCCGCCAAGCCGUGGCCCGCCCCCCACGUGGCGGCCGCCCUGUUUGACGCCGCUGCCGGGCCGCGCCUGGCUAGGGAGCGACGGUCCAUCAUGCACGGCACCCUUCAGGGCUGCGCACGGAACUUCAGGAAGCUGCGGCGGCAUGCGGAGGAGUGGCAGGCGCCAGCAGAGGCGGUGCUGUGCUUCCGGUCGCAGCUGGGGGAGCUGCUCCUGCUGGGGCCGCCUGGCCAGUGCUUCUACACGGCGCUGCACGGGGUCAACCGCACCAGCCUGGUCAUGACAACCACUCCAAGAGCCGCGCAUGCAAAGGGCUCGUGGGAGUGGAGCAUGCGGCGCCACUCACCUGGCCUGCAGGUCACCGCACUCCCUGCUGGCUCUACACAUGCCUCCUCCACCGCCCACACACUCAAGCUCUCACUCACAGGCGCGGACCUGCCGCUCAUCUUCAACUGGCAGAAGCAAAACGCCUCACUGCCCACCUGCCAGCUGCUGCUGGCCUUCCCAGAUUCAGUGCCGCCACUGGACCGCAAUGCCACCAUCACCGCCCUGCACCAGCUGGGCUUCCACCUCAUGGCGUGCAUUCAAGAACCGCGUACCUCUCUCCUCAUCCACUUCCACUUCUCGCCCAACGGAGCAGCCAGUGGCUCUCUUCCCCUGGCUCCACCCACCUUCGCUACAGCCAUCGCCGCUGCUGCUGCCAGAUCUACCCACGGCGUUGCUGUGGCUGCCUAUCCAGUAGGUGGCGGGCACCUCCACAAGGAAGCUGCUGCCGCCCAGCAGCGCCGCCAGUGCGCCCAGCAGCAGCGACGGCACGUGGAACGUCGCCAGCAGCGCGAGCACCACGCGCAGCACCACUGCCACCUGCCUGCCACACCUGGUGGGGCGGGAGUAGGGUGGGGCAGACGGACGAGGCAGACACAGGUUGAUUGGGGCAGGACUGGAACGAAAGGGGGAAAGGGGGUUGAGGGGGGGAUGCCUGAGGGCGAGGGAGGCGCGGCGUGGAUGGGGAAGGCAGAUGUGGAAGCAGAUCUACUCGCCCUCUCAACCCCACAUGACCACUCCGCAACACUGCUGCUGCUGCCAGCACAGCUGCUACAGUCACAGGAGCUGCUGGGUUCAGCGCGCGUGCAAGAGGGCGGCAGCAGAGAGGAGUCCUCCUCUUCCGCGUGGCCUUCCAGGGAGCCCUCUUUCCCGCACUGGCCCGUGCACCCCGCCGCUUCCACAGGGGCGUGGGCGGCACGAGGGGGGGCAGAGGAGGAGGAGGAGGAGCGGCGCAGAGCAGCGAGGCGGAUGAACCAGCCGGUGAUGAGAGCUGCUGCUCCCAGCGCCAGCAGCACCACGAUGCUCCACCCACUGCUCCCGGUGCCCUCUCGUGCUGGCUCACCUGCUGGCUCACCUAAGCCCACGCAUUACCUGGUGGCACGGUCGUCGGCCACAAGGGAGGUCGUAUUACCUACUGGCUCACCUGCUGACCCACCUGCUGACCCACCUGCUGACCCACCUGCUGACCCACCUGCUGACCCACCUGCUGACCCACCUGCUGACCCACCUGCUGACCCACCUGCUGACCCACCUGCUGACCCACCUGCUGACCCACCUGCUGACCCACCUGCUGACCCACCUGCUAACCCACCUGCUGACCCACCUGCUGACCCAUCUGCUGGCCCACCUGCUGGCCCACCUGCUGGCCCACCUGACCUGGAUUGGCCCUGGCGCAUACCUGGUGGCAUGUCCGACGGCCACGAGGGAGGUCGCAUUACCUGGUGGGACACCUGGUGGGCUGGCCGUCCAAGCCCUGUGAGCUCACCUGGCGGCUCACCUGGCGGCUCACCUGGUGGCUCACCUGGUGGCGCGGUCGACAGCCAUGACAGAGGUGGAGAAGGAGGCGAGGACGAAGAAGAGGAAGCGCGGCCAGAUGGGCACUUGUGCCGCGUGCAGGAAGGCCAGCAGCACGGCGAGGAAGGACGAGUAGAAGUCGGCGAACUGCAGCGUGGGGUAGCGUGCGGCACACCAGCCGUCCGUGUCGCACAGGUGGUAGAGGGCGCUGCAGAGCCCGUUGAGCGAGAACAUCACCCACUCGGGGUAUGCCUGGUUGAGAGUCCGUCAGUGCAUGGGUAUAGUGAGACCAUGGCUGGCAGCACUGCCACCACGUUGCUCCCCACCAGCGCCCAGCGCUGCUGCUCUAUGCCUGCCAGCCACACGGGCGGUGGGGCACGGGCGACGGUUCGUGGGCGGAUGGAAGAGGCCGAGAGAAAACAAGGGAGAUGA
Closterium sp. Naga37s-1 is the source of this 4344-nucleotide messenger RNA. The record is from the annotation of a GenBank genome assembly. Lineage: Eukaryota; Viridiplantae; Streptophyta; Zygnematophyceae; Desmidiales; Closteriaceae.